Messenger RNA from Drosophila serrata, 877 nucleotides. It is a transcript of the gene DIP-theta, whose product is annotated as Dpr-interacting protein theta. NCBI's taxonomy places the organism in Eukaryota, Metazoa, Arthropoda, Insecta, Diptera, Drosophilidae. Gene Ontology annotation, cellular component: neuron projection. The record is from RefSeq and is a predicted model, not a curated record.
GCCAGCCUGCAGCUCUUAACCCGUUAGUGCCGACAGUUGACGCGUUCGCGAUUCGCCCUCGAGACGAGAGUGAAGUUCCCAAGCACCCAAGUUUCCACUUUCCCCCAAAGACAGUGUCCCCGAGAUGCCGAGACAUAGUGCCCAGCAGCGUAUGUAAGCAGGGGAAAACGACAGAAAACUAAAUAAAUAAAUAAGUGCAAGACACAACUGGAGACGCUGGAUGCCAACUUCAAUUUGUGGUCCACAUCCGCAGUAGAGUCGAAUUCGGGCCCAGCGCCUCCAGUGAUGCCAUGGAAAACUUCUUCAAUUUCCCGGCAAAGAGCCGAGCAAAUUGAAACGCAUAAAUAUUUGAGUUUUGAGCGUUACUGCGAAUCGAAAGUGAAGUCAAAGGACUCCAAGUGAGCCAGUCGGAGUGUAAACAAUUACAAAACGGACAGCACAAAACAGGCAUAGACCAGUCCAGUCAAAAACCGGCGUAGACCGGCGUUAGCAAAUAAAAAAAUGAAAAUUAAAAUUAAAAUAUUUCCGCUGGCAGCAGCGGAAGCAGCGACGAGCCGCGGCGCUGGCCAGAUGCAGCGGAAGCGCCGAAUGCCGGAAAUAUCCUCGCGGCUAAUUGUUGCCGCCGCCGCCGUCGCCUCGCUCCUCUGUCUCUCCCGCUCGCUCUCGAUCUCCAUGUGUGCCGCCCAGGAGAGCGACGAUGAGGGUGACCUGCACCACCUGGAGCAGAUGCAUCACCUCGACCAGCACCAGGACUUUAUAAUUGGCGAGUCCGAGGAGCGCGAUCACAUUGCACAUCAUUUGGCGGAAAUGCAAAAUAAGGAUGAGCUACUUGAGGACAUACGCGAGGAUACGGUCGUCAAUGCGAUACCCGAGAAAG